AUGUCCUCGGUGACCAAAACCGCUCUUCAGCGAGACGUCUUCGAGCAGCAUGAUGAGAGAAUCCAAGGAUUCAUCUGCGUCACCGGCAUCACCCGCAAGAAGAAACACUCCGUACUUUGUCUCACAAUCUCUUAUUUGCAUCCGGUCACAGUGCGUUUGCAUGAAUUGCGUCGAAGCGACAAGGCGAGUCAGUGGGAAAAGAAGAACACGUGGCUUUUGAACGAGUUGAAAGUUGUCGACGGCAUUAACCCCAGAAAGCAAUCGCCAGAAUUUCAUUUCACCGUCGAUAAGCUGUAUCGCUGGUUAGCGGAUUCUGCCAAUCUGAAGGACCCGUUUAUUCGACAGAUGUGGAAGGUAAAUUCUGUAAUUUGGAGGAAUCUACACUUGAUGCUUGAGCCGGAAGCUGCCGACGAGUAUCAACCGAUAUCUGACAAGGAGGAGGCUGACUUCAGACUGCUGAUUUCUAAAUUUAACCUAAAGAUAACCGAUGCUGAAAAGUUUACCGAACUUUUGACUCGCGAGUUGCAGCUUCUGGAUGGGGCGAACAUCCAAGCUAUCGUCGGCAGUGAGGAGCAGAUUGCCGAAUUGCUCAACGUCGUAGACGAAGCCCUCAACGAAGCGUCGAGACUGGAACAGGUGCUGGUCGGCUACGACGAUCUUCUUGCAGUACUAAACGGCAUCGAAAUGAUGGAAGAGAAGGACCUGCUGAUUAACACUUAUUUUACGAAUCGUCAACGCCUGAUGAAUGACCUCGAAGCGUUUAUUGUAAGUUUAUCUUUAUUUGUUUUCGUCAUUGGCCAAAUUCCACUUUUCAGGAGAUUAAUUGCCGUUGAGCAAUUCGCAAUUACAUUUCUAUUUGUGGAAACCUCAGUUUUUGACCUAACAUUGUUUCAGGUACAGGAAACGAUCCCAGUCGUUGACUGGAGCCUCCCAAAGCAUGAUUUGAUUUUCACAGCGCUAAAGCCGUUUCGCGAUUUGAUCAGUUGGCUCAAGGCAGUUUUACCUCAAGGAUACCAGCAUUUCCUACCUCAUUCUGCGUUUUUCCUCGGUAUAUGCCUACUUACAUUUAGCUACAUUGUCUACCUGCUGGCCUUCUUAACCGAACGCGUGAUGAUCAACGAUUCGGCUGAGCACUCGUCGAUUAUCCUGGGCAAAUUCGUCGUCCUUGUGAAACGGCGUUUCGACACCUUCAUGGAGGGAACCUUGCAAAACAUGUCCUACAGCAAAUCCGUAAAAAGAGCCAAAUUGGGCAUUUUGCCUGCCCUGAGGCAGUUCCAGGUUUGCAUAGCUGGAUUGGAGGAAAAAUAUGAAGGGUUUCAACGACGUGGUGACCUUGAUCGCUGGUAUCCAAAGUUCGUCGACGCCAUUUGUGAGGCAAUCGAAAAGGCAGCUGAAGAUCCAUACAGCAAGUCUCCCCCGGCUGUUGUUCAGAUGGAGAACUACCAUAAUUUGCACUGCGUAUUGUCUCACUUGAAAAUAUCAUGUUUGAAUGCCGCACGAAAGCAGAUCAAAGUAAAAUACCAACGAGCGUUAGAUUCGUACGUUAAAGAGUGCUUAGGAAAACCGUUAGAAAAGCUUCAGAUUUUCUUGGAGCAGGUCGAGGAGCUGCUUGACCAAGGGAUGAAACCGGAAGAUAUCAGUUUUCAGCAAGCUUUUAAUAAGCAAGAGAUUCGUCGCCUGUUGAAUCUGUAUUCCGGAAAAGAGGUACAGAAAGGCUUGAAAGCAUUAUACAACACAAUCGAACAGCAUCUAUCCACGGAAACGAACUUGCUGCAGGUGGUUUGGCAUAACAUGCAAGAGGAAUUUAUUCACCAAUAUGAACAUAAUGAACAGCUGAUCGCCACGUGCUAUGCCAACUCUGAUCUACAGCUCGAAUUUUCAGUGGACGAUUUGCUUCGGUAUUUUAGUGAAAUUGCUCUACAGCACUGA
Molecule: messenger RNA, 1929 nt
Organism: Soboliphyme baturini
Lineage: Eukaryota; Metazoa; Nematoda; Enoplea; Dioctophymatida; Soboliphymatidae
Source: the annotation of a GenBank genome assembly